AUGGCGUUUUUAAGAACCAGCCAACGACUGUCGCAGUCACUCACUUCCCACUCCGGUUUUAUUCGCCUCUAUUCUUCCAAACCUCAAGCAUACAACAUCGAGUCAAUUCUCGCCGAACCAAGCUGGUCAGUCCGGUCUCUCCUUCCAGACCAGUCCUCAGAGCCUUCUACACCAUCAAUCACACCAAAGCAACUUCACCACCUCCUUCGCCUCUCGGCCCUCCCACAACCAGCCAGCGCAGAGGAGGAGCAAUCCAUGCUGAAGACCCUCGAAUCGCAAAUUCAUUUCGUGAAAGAAAUGCAGAGCGUGGAUACAACAGGCGUCGAGCCCUUGCGCAGUAUCCGUGACGAGAGCCCUGCUGCGGUGAAGGAGAUGACCAUUGGAUUCGAUAAGCUCAAGGAUACCAUUGCGAGAGAGCGCGUCACGGGGAGGAGGCGGCGAGUUCAGCGCGUCCAGGACAAAAGAAAUACUCACCCAGAUGGGUCAGCUUGGGAUGGGAAUGCGCUCGCAUCGGCGUCUAAGACCAAGGGCCCAUAUUUUGUUGUCGAUACCGGCAGUGGCGCAGCUUCUUAG
Molecule: messenger RNA, 573 nt
Organism: Penicillium atrosanguineum
Lineage: Eukaryota; Fungi; Ascomycota; Eurotiomycetes; Eurotiales; Aspergillaceae
Exons: 1
Coding region: 1-573 (190 amino acids)
Biological process (GO): glutaminyl-tRNAGln biosynthesis via transamidation; regulation of translational fidelity
Molecular function (GO): glutaminyl-tRNA synthase (glutamine-hydrolyzing) activity
Source: RefSeq, a predicted model, not a curated record